Molecule: messenger RNA, 1586 nt
Organism: Myotis davidii
Lineage: Eukaryota; Metazoa; Chordata; Mammalia; Chiroptera; Vespertilionidae
Gene: GJB6
Product: gap junction protein beta 6
Exons: 2
Coding region: 113-898 (261 amino acids)
Biological process (GO): cell communication
Cellular component (GO): connexin complex
Source: RefSeq, a predicted model, not a curated record
UUCCUGUCAGGGGAAGAACAGUCAGUCCAGUGCCACUGUCAUUGCUGCCUUUUUGACUGGGCUGCCCCCCUUCCUGGAGAGCAGGACCUCGUCCGAGGAAUAAACCAAUACAAUGGAUUGGGGUACCCUGCACACUUUCAUCGGGGGUGUGAACAAACACUCCACCAGCAUCGGGAAGGUGUGGAUCACCGUCAUCUUCAUCUUCCGUGUCAUGAUCCUCGUGGUGGCCGCUCAGGAAGUGUGGGGAGAUGAACAGGAAGACUUUGUGUGCAACACUCUGCAGCCAGGAUGCAGAAACGUGUGCUAUGACCACUUCUUCCCCGUGUCCCACAUCCGGCUGUGGGCCCUGCAGCUCAUCUUCGUCUCCACCCCUGCCCUGCUUGUGGCCAUGCACGUUGCCUACUACCGGCAGGAGGCCGCCCGCAAAUUCAGACGAGGAGAGAAGAGAAAUGAAUUCAAAGACUUGGAAGACAUUAAAAAGCAGAAGGUUCGGAUCGAGGGAGCCCUGUGGUGGACAUACACCAGCAGCAUAUUUUUCCGAAUCAUCUUCGAAGCCUCCUUCAUGUAUGUGUUUUACUUCCUAUACAAUGGGUACCACCUGCCCUGGGUGCUGAAAUGUGGGGUUGAUCCUUGCCCCAAUCUUGUUGACUGCUUCAUCUCCAGACCUACGGAGAAAACCGUGUUCACCAUUUUUAUGAUCUCUGCCUCGGUGAUUUGCAUGCUACUCAAUGUGGCCGAGUUGUGCUACCUGCUGCUGAAAGUGUGUUUCAGGAAAUCAAAAAGAGCCCAGACACAAAGAAACCACCCCAGUCAUGCCCUAAAGGAGAGUAAGCAAAAUGAAAUGAAUGAGCUGAUUUCAGAUAGUGGUCAAAAUGCAACCACUGGUUUUCCAAGUUAGACAUUUCAAAGUUCGAUGUAGCCAGCUCCUAACAAAACUGGUGUCUUCUCCUAAGGACCCUCUCUCUAGGCUAGAGACUUCGUGUUUAUAAAUGGCUUUCAUAAUACAUAGGUACUUGAGUUAAUGUUUUAUAGAAUAAUUGUGCCAUUAAUAUGCAACAUGAUCACAUAUGUGGUCCAUCUCUGAAAACUAAGACAGGUUGACAACCCUACCUUGAAGCUUCUUUCACAUGUCUGUUUUAGGUGGACCAUCUGACAUAGUGGGUAUUUCCUGAAACUUUAAGAUUGUAACUUUUGUUGAUAAUGUUAAUCUAGAAAUGGAUACUUUUAUUAGUAAAAGAUAUUUUUAUAGGAUUAAGUGUUUUAGUACUGACUUUGAAUUUAUAUAUUUUUAUAAUGACUAGUCUUCUUUACCUGGAAAAACAUGCAUUGCUAAUUUUAGAAUUAUACUUUAAGUAUUUAAAUUUUGAACUUACUGUAUCUUGUUGUAAAUCAUAUUUUGCAUUGUCUACUGACAAGUUUAUAAACUAGCAUGAUUCUCUGGAAAAUGUUCAUUGUACAAUAUAUUUUUACGGCUUUGUGAAUGUAGACAGAGCUGUAUGGAGGUCGGAAGCUUUUUAAAACUAGUCCAUUUGCAGUAGUUGUGAACAGCUCCCCUCAAUAAAGAUGAACCCCACUGCUUAAGCGUU